AUGAAUAAUAAUGUAAUCUUCGUUCUUCUCAUCUCCCUUGUCCUCCUCCCUCUAUACGCAUCUACGACAGCGCGUCUGGGUGGCUGGAUUCCUAACUCAAACAUUAAGGACCCACAUGUGGUACAUAUUGGUGAAUUCGCUGUUUCUGAAUACAACAAGCAGACCAAAUCAGGACUCAAGUUCGACUCGGUUGUUAGCGGUGAAUCUCAAGUUGUCUCAGGUUUUAAUUACCGGCUUGUGGUGGCGGCUGAUGACUCCGGAACAAGCAAGAACUAG
Messenger RNA from Thlaspi arvense, 276 nucleotides. NCBI's taxonomy places the organism in Eukaryota, Viridiplantae, Streptophyta, Magnoliopsida, Brassicales, Brassicaceae. The record is from the annotation of a GenBank genome assembly.